This is a messenger RNA of Arachis duranensis, 1577 nucleotides long. RefSeq names its product myb family transcription factor PHL8. Lineage: Eukaryota; Viridiplantae; Streptophyta; Magnoliopsida; Fabales; Fabaceae. The transcript has 6 exons. Gene Ontology annotation, molecular function: DNA binding; DNA-binding transcription factor activity. Bases 230 to 1288 code for a protein of 352 amino acids. The record is from RefSeq and is a predicted model, not a curated record.
ACAUAAAUAAAUUGGAAAAAAAAAAAGUUGGUAUGAAAUGUGGAAGAGGCACAGCUCAUGCCUCAUGGCAUAUAUUCCCCCCAACAUAACCCCACUUAUGUUUCCUGAUAUGGAGUGAGAGAUAUCAUAGAACUGCACCAACAACUCCAACUUAUAAAAAGAGAACUCUAGUUGCCACAUAUUGGUUCAUAGCUAAAAGGAUCAAAAGAUUAUCAUCACAUAUAUAUAGAUGUUACACCACAUUAACAGUAACUCAUCCACAAAACAAAGAAAAAGGAAAAGGAAAAUGGAAAUGGAUAUGGAAAAGAUGCAAAAUCAAAGUGUGCAUUUUGUUCUAUCCACUGAUGCAAAACCAAGGCUUAAAUGGACUCCUGAGCUUCACCAAAGAUUCAUUGAGGCAGUUCAUCAGCUUGGAGGUGCAGAGAAAGCAACCCCAAAGAGUCUUAUGAGAGUGAUGGGGAUACAAGGACUUACUUUGUACCACUUGAAGAGCCAUUUACAGAAAUAUAGACUUGGGAAAAGCCACCAGCUAGAAACCUGUUCUGACAACCAACAAGAAGAUUGCAGAAAAAUCAAGAGCAGUCAUGGUCAUUGCAGCAAGGAAAACAGUGUUGGGGAACAGAAACAAGUCACUGAGAACAUGAAGAUAGCUCAGGCUCUCCAUAUGCAAAUGGAGGUACAAAGGAAACUUUGUGAACAAAUUGAGGUGCAGAAACAUUUACAGCUUCGAAUUGAAGCUCAAGGGAAGUACUUGCAAUCGGUGUUAAAGAAAGCGCAAGAGGCGCUUCAAGGAUACAAUUCUUCCUCAAUAGGACUAGAACUCACAAAAGCAGAACUCUCUCAACUAGUUACAGUAAUCAACAAUGCUUGUCCAGGUUCUCCAAUCUCAGAACUCACAGAAACCAGAGGGUUAAGUUUGAGAAGUGAUGACGAGAGGAAACAAGACAAGGGAACCAUGUGCUCAUUGGAGAGUUCUUUGACAUCUUCUGAAAGCUGUGGGAGAAAGGAAGAGAUACACCAGCCAAUGGAAGAAGAAACAAGAUGGAACUUGAAAAGUUUUAAUGAAAUUUCACUUGAAUUUCCCUUUGAGGCAUUUCAUCAAACAGGUAAAGGGCAAAGUGGGGAUGACUCGAGUAAAGAAGAAAGAGUGAGAAAGAGAAAUGCAAAAACUGAUUCUGAAGGUAGCUACUGUGUUGAGCAACCAUCUGGGAAAAGAUGUGGCAACAAAUUGAGAAAACUUGAAUUUGACUUAAACAACCAAUAUCACAAUGACACGGACUCAAGAUGAGAGAAAAUACUAGACUUAAAAAAUCCCCCAGACAUGUUAUUUGAAUUCAUUUUAUCUCAUAUAUCGAGCCGACACAUAUCUCCAACUUGAAAUGGGAUGCGAAAUUGUGCGUUGACUCGUUUAUGAAAUAAGAUGAGUACACACAACAUUUCUCUAAUUGCUAUUAAGCUUGUGGGAACAUGACAAUGGUUUGUACUUUUCUAUUAUAGUUAUUACAUGGACAUGUAUGUGCAGCAAAAUCAUUACUGGGGAAAAAACAAAUAAUCAAAUAUAAUAUGUAUAUUGUAUA